UCUUGUGUUGUUUAAGAAGCCACUUCGUUUAAAAAGUUAUCUUAUUAUCAUUAGGUCUGCUAUUACAGAGUGUGCAUCAAACCAUGUCGAAUUGUUGGCACAUGAUUAUGUUUGCCCUCUCCGUCUACCAUGUAUCGAACGCAGGAAGACUCACUCGUCGAUGUGAGGCGUCAAAUGGAAGAUGCGGAAAGAACACACAUUUAAGUUGUUCUAACAUGUUUGGUCAAGGAUGGACAGAGAAAGGCAAAUGCUGUGGUAAAAGAUCGUGUUGUGUUUUAUGUGAGGAUAUACAGAUUCAGAACGGCAGAGCUGUGAUACAGGGAAAAGGAGUUGGUGCUACUGUAACAUUUUCCUGCGAUAAUGGGUAUCAGCUCCUAGGAAGUAAAUCACUCACUUGCGAACAUAAUGGAUUGAGUGGAUAUAUUCCAAUAUGCUUUGCAUGUCCAGAGACUGUCGUUAACUUUGGUGAAUCAACAUACAAAUUCCACUGUGGAAAAUUUACCUGGUAUCGAGCAAAGGCUUAUUGUGAAAGUCAAAACGGAAGUCUGACCACAAUUGAAACUAAGGAGGAAAAUGACUUUUUAAAAUAUGUAGCUACAUUGAUAAAAACGACAGGACAAGCUGCUCCUGAUCAUUGGUGGAUAGGUCUAACAGACAUACAGACUGAAGGCACAUUUGAAUGGAUAUCGGGACAUCCAGUAAUAUACACUGAUUGGUUUCAAGGAACGAACAGGCAACCAGAUAAUGUUGACACAUUGGGAGGUACAAUUGAUGUGGACUGUGCUUCAUUAUAUCCGUUAGGAUCAUUCCAAUGGUUUGAUGAGGCAUGCAGGUUUAAUAGAUGCCAAGCAUUUUGUGAAAUUUGAUAACAGUAGCAAUGAUCAGUUUCAGAGCAAGGCCGUGUAAUGAGACAUUCUGAUAAGAUUCAAUAAAAUAAUAAGCAAAGUUUA
Molecule: messenger RNA, 950 nt
Organism: Mytilus trossulus (common blue mussel)
Lineage: Eukaryota; Metazoa; Mollusca; Bivalvia; Mytilida; Mytilidae
Product: asialoglycoprotein receptor 2-like
Exons: 8
Coding region: 84-866 (260 amino acids)
Molecular function (GO): signaling receptor activity
Source: RefSeq, a predicted model, not a curated record